Messenger RNA from Amoebophrya sp. A25, 1775 nucleotides. The record is from the annotation of a GenBank genome assembly. Lineage: Eukaryota; Dinophyceae; Syndiniales; Amoebophryaceae.
CUCAUAUUAAGCAUUGUAGUUGUACUUAGUUACGUAACUCUGAAAUCGCAAUUUUUUUCAGAUUCUAUUUGUUAACAUUGAUGAACAUAUCUUUUCUUUAGCAUUACUGGUACUGGUUUGUGUUGUACCGCAAUAGCUAGUAGUUUUCAUGAUCUCUUCUAUCUUCUCGUUCCUACGUCUAUGAAACUCAACCAACGCAGUUUUCUCAUUCAUUAACACAUUGAUUCACAUGACUGACGUGUAAAAAGCCCUAUUGUUCAUGGCACAAUCAAGUUUAAAAAGUCCAAUUCUUUCCAUCGAUUCACAUACUUAUUCGACAAUUUACUGUUAUCCACACGUUUCUUAUUACUAAGGUUACAAAAACUACAACUACCAUUGACAGGAUCUAUCUUCAUUGCAUGAUGUCAAGCAUUUCAUAUUUCAAAUUUAUUCCAUCUUCAACUACGAUACUAUCAAAUCAUGAUCUGAUAUAAUUCAUUCGGCGACUAUUAAGUCAUAAUAUUUACCACCUGCAUGCAAGAACAGGAAGACAGUAUUCUACUUUUAUCUUACAAACCAUCCCAUAAUUGAAAAUUUCUGAAUUGCAUAGUUCUCAACAACUAGAAGUACGUAGGAAGUGUAAGUUCCUCGUCGUGCUCGUCAACAUAGUAUCCAUGUGUACGAAAAUGAUUUUGAGGAUGUACAGUCUUUAUAAUCUCUUUUGGAAUCACAAUCAUCACAUAUUUCAUGAUCUGCAUACGCCUACCGCCUAUUCAUAAUAUGUUCUGACAUAAAAAUCGCAGAAAAAGUUUAGAAAAAAAAGUUGCACUCUGCAGGUUGCAAUCCAUGUGAGUAAUACCAUCGUCGAUUCAAUAACUUGUUCCCAACCCCUAAUAUUUGUAGCUGUACCACAAUAUGUUCAUAGAAAGGUAGUCCUAACAACUACUACAUGCCUUAGGUAGUCGUCCGAAGUCUGUCCAUCGUUGACUUCGCAGCUGCAAGAGUCCUUGCCCACGGCCCGUUGUUGGAAUGUACCUCCGCCUCAUGCUAGAUUGACCUAUUUUUGAAGACUUAGAAGAGUCGCUUAAUUCUUCAAAACUACAGAUGACAGUAUCAAAACACCGUUACGUAGGAUAUUGUUUAGGCGGGUUCGUACUAUGCUAGUCGUACUAGUACCUUUUGGGCGGGUUCGUACUAUUGUAGUGCCUUCUACUUGUACACGAAGAACUUACUAGGCUGAACCACCAACAGCUAGGGGUACAAUUUCAGCGAUGCUUUUCGGCUUUCGUGAGUUUUUAGAGGUUGCGAGAGGACGUUCGCCCUCGCAUGCAGGUCAAACUGCGGACGGCGGAUCAAUUCCUAUCCUAUCCUAGGAAGCCGAACACGCGCGGGCGGUGGUCAGGACGCCGAACACACGCGGGUGCUGGUCAGGACGCCGAACACGCGCGGGCGGUGGACAGGACACCGAACACACAGGGGUGGUGUCCAGGACGCCGAACACACACGGGUGCUGGUCAGGACCACUGCGUCAUGAUUACAAUUUCAAAAAAAGUGAGCUCUUCUAGAUCGACGAUGGACCCCUCGACGAAUAAUACUCUGCCUUUUGUACUUAGUUGUCAUGAUCAUUACUUAACCUUAUCAUAAUCUAAAAAGAUACAGCCUUAGAGUUUGCGCGACAGAAUUUAGAAAAGAGAACCCCAUGUAUUCUGUGACUGACAACUGUUGUUCCUAAGAAAACUCCCUUGUUACUCCUGAAGAGGAGUCCGGUUCCAUCUUCAAUCACAACAGAGUGUGGC